CCAAUGGCGGUCGCCACCAUUCAAUUCCAUUCCAGCCAGCGCAAGGCAGCUGCUAGCUAGUGUUGGCUACGUCCUCUGCUCUCAUCUCACUCGGAAGCUGAGGUGAAGGUAGUGCGGCAGCUAGCGAGCAGCGACAAUGGCGGCGAGCAACGGCGGCGCGCCCCUGGUGGUGUUCGACUUCGACAAGACCAUCGUCGACUGCGACAGCGACAACUGGGUCGUCGACGCGCUCGGCGCCACCGACCGCUUCGACGAACUCCUGCGCCACCUCCCCUGGAACCACGCCAUCGACGCGAUGAUGGGGGAGCUGCACGCGGAGGGCAGGAUGGCGGAGGACGUCCGGGCCUGCCUCCGGGCGGCGCCGCUGUCCCCGCACGUCGCGGCCGCCAUCAGGUCCGCGCACGCGCGCGGGUGCGAGCUGCGGGUCCUCAGCGACGCCAACGCCUUCUUCAUCGACGCCGUCCUCGCGCACCACGGCCUCGCCGGCUACUUCGCCGGCACCGACACCAACCCAGCCCACGUCGACCCCGCCGGGCGCCUCAGGAUCCGCCCCUACCACGAGUUCGCCGCCCCAGCCCCCGGCCACGGGUGCGCGCUCCCCUCCUGCCCGCCCAACAUGUGCAAGGGCAAGGUGAUGGAGCGGAUCCUCCUCCAAGAAGAGGAAGCGGCGGCCGCGGCGAGGAGGCGGCGGAGGGCCGUGGUGUACCUCGGCGACGGCCGGGGCGACUACUGCCCGUCCCUGAAGCUGCGCGAGGGCGACUACGUGAUGCCGAGGGCAGGGUACCCCGUCUGCGACCUCAUCGCGGCCUCGCCGCCGGCCGCCGCCGUGCGCGGGUGGGACGGCUUCGAGGACCUCGCCAGGGUGCUGCUCGGCAUCGUCGACGCCGAGAUUGCCCGCGCCGUGGCGGAGCAGGGUGAUGCCGCCGCCGCCACGACGAACGUCGUCGUGCCGGACUGCCGCGCGCUGCCGCUGCCGCUGCCGGCGCGUCAGGAGGCGGCGCUCCUCCCGCAGGCGGUCCGCGUGCCCAACUGAUCGGUGGCGCGAAGGCGUGCCAGCAAAUAACUCCAUCCUCCAUUGAUGAUUUACUAGGAGAUGACGCAGGGAUUCUGCCUGCAGCAUCUGCUGCUUCGCCUCAAACUGAAAGUCUUUCAGUGUGUACCAUGAUAUAUACUGUACCAUCCGGAGCCAACAUGUUCUCAUGUUGUUCGUUUCUAAAGGGCAUGUCUAUUGAAUAAGUAAGCAGGUGUUUUUGUUCCUCUCA
Messenger RNA from Panicum hallii, 1262 nucleotides. Its product is annotated as inorganic pyrophosphatase 2-like. The transcript has 3 exons. Bases 137 to 1033 code for a protein of 298 amino acids. Gene Ontology annotation, molecular function: phosphatase activity. NCBI's taxonomy places the organism in Eukaryota, Viridiplantae, Streptophyta, Magnoliopsida, Poales, Poaceae. The record is from RefSeq and is a predicted model, not a curated record.